UACUAAUUAAAUAGUUUAGGCUUUCCCUUCUGAUUCUAUACACUAAAAAGAACUGUGAAGGUCCGAAUCGUGACCCACAUGCCUGUAUUACAUCAGAACUUUACAGAUUUGCAUGUUGUUCUCACUGCUUCUUUUCUUAUGAGGGAUGGCUAAGUGCCUGCACCUUCUUGUCUGGUGCAGAGGGUCAAAAGAACCCUAAAACCACAGCAAAAAGCAAGUGGAGAAUACAAUUGGUUCUGUUCAGUAUCUUUUCCUGCCAUCGUAAUUACUCUCUCUAAUUCACUCUUCUUUCUGCUUAUGAACACCAUGUUGGCAGAUCCAGCAGGUUAAACUAAUGGCACCAGAACUGCUGCUGGUUUUGCAUGGAGGGUUGAUCAUGUCUGGGCACUGAUAUAUAUCAACUGCAAGUUGAUGUUGUAUCUAAAGAUUACCAGCUAUGGAAGAACAUGCAUAUGAUGAGAGGACAGGCCAAACCAGAUUAUGUAUGGUCCCCCUUCUACCCUUCUUCUCUCUUACCAUCUCAAAGGUCUUUGGCAUUCCUUUCCUGCCCUUUUCCUCCUCUUCCUUUGGUGUGAGAUCAGUCUAUCUUAUCUUGUUUCCACCCUUCCGAUCUGAUUAGCUCAAUGCUUAAUUCACCUACCUUGUUCAGGGAAGCUGUUGCAGCAGUCUGCCAUAGGCAUAUCAAAGAAACAUCUCUCUCUCUCUCUCUCUCUCUCUCUCUCUCUCUCUCUCUCUCUCUCUCUCUCUCUCUCUCUCUCUCUCUCUCUCUCUUCUUGGAGAGCCAGUGGGAUUCACUAGCGAUACAGACUCGUCAGCAAGCAGCCUCCUUCCUUCUGCCUUAUUUUUCGGGCUUCGGCCUAUCAAGAGAAGGGAAGAAAAGAGAAAUGCCUUGAAGCGUAGGAGAUCAAGGCUGGAUCUGUAUUCUUUCAAGAACUGAAAGCUUCAGGGUUGAGUCAUGGAGGCGUUUAGGGUAUACGACACCUCCUCGUCUUCUCCCUCUGUUCCCCCAUCGGAGAAUGGACAAGCGCCGGCGGCUCCUCUUUUAGAUCGCGAGCACAUGUUCGACAAGGUGGUGACACCGAGCGAUGUCGGGAAGCUGAACCGCCUCGUGAUCCCAAAGCAGUACGCGGAGAGGUUCCUCCCCCUCGACCCGUCUCUUGCCGUCAAGGGCCUCAUCAUGUCCUUUGAGGACCUUGCUGGCAAGGAAUGGUGCUUCCGCUAUUGCUACUGGAACAGCAGCCAGAGCUACGUCAUGACCAAGGGGUGGAGCCGCUUCGUGAGGGAGAAGCAGCUCGCUGCAGGCGACACCGUGUCCUUCCUCCGCAGCGCCGGCAACGCUGGGCAGGACCGCCUCUUCAUCGACCUGCAGCACCGCCCUCCGCUUCCCAUCACGCAGUUCUCUCUUCCCGGACGACCAGUGGGACAGUGGAGCGGAUUCAUCGCAUCGUCCUUCUACUACCGAUCGGCAUGUCCGCGACAUGUAGGGGUGGAAGCAGAUGCAGGUAGGAGUGACAUGGUGAGCAUGCCGCUGGUCCCAGGCUCAGUUCCGGUGGUCUUCGGCACAGCUAAGCCAAAGCAGCUCAGGCUGUUCGGAGUAAACCUAGAGUGGCCCGACGCGGAGGGCAGCAGCAACUCCCAAUCCCCGCCAUCAUUGCAGCCUGCUCGCUGGUGGAGCACCUGAGGUGCUGAGUCCACUCACUGACAACAGCCAGGAAUAGCCAGCCAAUGUACCUGCAAUCACAAUGCAGUGAGGAAGGAAUAAGGAAGAAGGCAUCCUCUCUCCAUAUAUGUGGUUUAGACCCCACCAUUGUGUCGAUUGUGUAGCACAUAGCAAUUGAGCUGAAGCACUUGUGAUGAGAAGGAAGGGGAAGGAAGAACGAGAUGUCGCUACUGCUGUACUCAUUUUUAUUCAGCUGAAACUAUUUGAUUGGU
Messenger RNA from Musa acuminata AAA Group (dessert banana), 1932 nucleotides. Its product is annotated as B3 domain-containing transcription factor NGA1-like. The coding region runs from base 956 to 1681 and encodes 241 amino acids. Gene Ontology annotation, molecular function: DNA binding; DNA-binding transcription factor activity. Lineage: Eukaryota; Viridiplantae; Streptophyta; Magnoliopsida; Zingiberales; Musaceae. The transcript has a single exon. The record is from RefSeq and is a predicted model, not a curated record.